Messenger RNA from Mucor velutinosus, 1017 nucleotides. RefSeq lists its product as uncharacterized. Gene Ontology annotation, biological process: regulation of DNA-templated transcription. The coding region runs from base 1 to 1017 and encodes 338 amino acids. The transcript has 4 exons. NCBI's taxonomy places the organism in Eukaryota, Fungi, Mucoromycota, Mucoromycetes, Mucorales, Mucoraceae. Gene Ontology annotation, molecular function: sequence-specific DNA binding; zinc ion binding. The record is from RefSeq and is a predicted model, not a curated record.
AUGACAGAUUAUUUUGGUCCCUCUUUCCCAAGCAAUCCUGCUACCAACGAUGCACCAGGUACAGAUGGCCGUGCAUUCAACGAAGAAGAUGGCAACUCGUCUGCAUCCACCUCUCCAGCUGGUAAUCUUAUUUUGGGCUAUUCUUCUGGUGUGAAUCCCAAUACUGUCUAUUAUGCCUCUACUCAACAGUUCCCUACAAUGCUCUAUGAAUACUAUGAUGGUCAUGCGUACUCUCAAGCUUAUCCAGGCCAACAGAGUAUGGUGUAUAGCUCUUCUUUGUCCUCUGAAGAUCAUUUGUAUGUGCAAAACGGUGAAAUGGCUCCGAACACUACAUCUCCAACCUCUAGUGUCUCGUCUGGUUCCUAUGCCAACUCUGCUUCCAAUAUAUAUCUGGAUGUUCCAAGAGAAGGCUUCUAUUUGAAUGACACAAUGACUGCUGGUCGAGAGAGUACAGAACAUAUUACUGCUUCUCCUGGUUCCAAUGGCUCACCUGCUCAUCUCAAGAGAAGAGCGAUUAUCCCUCAGUCUGCUUUCAAUCAUCUUACUUUGACUGAUCCUGCUUCAAUGAUUAACGGCAGCGGCGACUAUUACGAUAAUCAGCACUUUGAAAGCAAGAGAGCGGAGCACACUUCAUCAUAUAAAUACCACUCCUAUAGCCAACGCCUUCUCAAGGAAGAUGAUUCUAAGAAGCCUCAGCAGCAUGUCAAAAAACCAUGUCGAACCAAGGGCAAGAAGAAGUGCAGCAACUGCCACGCCACAGAUUCGCCAUCUUGGAGACGCAGUAUCAGCAAAUCGUCAAAGGGCGAACUUGUUUGCAACGCAUGUGGCCUCUAUGAAAAGACCGCUAAAAGAAAGCGUAUGCUUGUCACUGGUGAAGAUGGUGCCACUAAGGUUGUCCGCAAGAGAGAUCCUCGAGGUUUUUGCUGCUCAAAGUGUGGUGCUGAAGACUCUACUCGUUGGCGCAGAUUUGAUGAGCGCACUGUACACUGUGAAAAAUGCGUUCGUAGUCGCAGAUAA